Molecule: messenger RNA, 762 nt
Organism: Rotaria sp. Silwood2
Lineage: Eukaryota; Metazoa; Rotifera; Eurotatoria; Philodinida; Philodinidae
Source: the annotation of a GenBank genome assembly
AUGUCGUGGAAUUCCGAAAAUUUUUUUUCUCCCUCUACAUAUAAUCAACAAUAUACUGGGUCGAUAUCUUAUGAUUUUCAACAACAAAAUUAUUCUCCUGUUCAGUCAUAUGCUCAAUAUUCAAACGAUAAUUUUAUACCAUCACCUUAUAAUUUUAAUUCUCAAGUAAAUAAUAAUCAAUUUUAUCGUCCAAAUGAUUAUAUACCACCAAAAACUGCUUCAAAUCAACAUGACGAUGAAUAUGAUGAACCACCAUUAUUAGAAGAAUUAGGUAUUAAUUUCGAUCAUAUAUUAAAAAAAACAAAAUCUGUUUUGAAUCCAUUUACAACACCAGAUUUAUCAAUACUUGAUGAUGUUGAUCUUGCUGGUCCACUUGUAUUUUGUUUUGCAUUUGCAUUUAGUCUUUUAUUAUUAGGAAAAAUAAAUUUUGGUUAUGUUUAUGGUAUUGUUACAUUAGGUACUGUUGGUAUGUAUGGUCUAUUAAAUUUAAUGGCAUCAUCAGAUAAACCAUGUUCUGGUUUAUUUGUAACAAGUGUACUUGGUUAUUGUCUUUUACCUAUGGUUUUUCUAUCGUUUUCAUCAUUUUUAUUUAAAUUUAAUGGUUUUUUUAAUAUGAUAAUUGCAAUAAUAUUUAUUUUCUGGUGUUCAAUAUCAGCAUCAAAACUUUUUACAACAUCAUUAGCUAUGAUAGGUCAACAAUUACUUGUUGCAUAUCCAUGUGCUUUAUUUUAUGGUGUUUUUGCUUUAUUAACCAUGUUUUAA